Molecule: messenger RNA, 1127 nt
Organism: Lottia gigantea (owl limpet)
Lineage: Eukaryota; Metazoa; Mollusca; Gastropoda; Lottiidae
Exons: 4
Coding region: 110-1111 (333 amino acids)
Biological process (GO): iron-sulfur cluster assembly
Cellular component (GO): cytosolic [4Fe-4S] assembly targeting complex
Molecular function (GO): protein binding
Source: RefSeq, a predicted model, not a curated record
GGAAAUGUUUGUUGAUCAACUAAUGAUUUUCUAGAAGCGAAAUUUAUUCUUAGACGUAAACCUUGCAGGCCAAUCUACCUUGUGAUUUUGUUGAGUUUUUGAAGAUAAUAUGUUUAGAUUAGAAGAAAUAACAACAUUUACUGGUCACAAUGAAGCAGUAUGGUGUGUAGCCUGGAGUCCAUCAGGUUCUCUCUUAGCAUCAUGUAGUGGUGAUAAAACUAUUAGAAUAUGGGGUAAGGAAGAUGAAAAGUGGGUGUGUAAAACUGUAUUAACAGAUGGUCAUUCUAGAACUAUACGUUAUAUCUCCUGGUCACCUUGUGGUCAAUAUCUAGCCAGUGCCAGUUUUGAUGCUACAGUCGUUAUAUGGAGUAGAAAAGAUGGUGUAUUUGAGAGUAUAGCUACAUUAGAGGGACACGAGAACGAAGUAAAAGCUGUGAACUGGUCAAGUUCUGGUAGUUUAAUAGCUACCUGUAGUCGAGAUAAAAGCGUCUGGAUUUGGGAAGUUACAGAAGAUGAAGAAUAUGAAUGUGCCAGUGUUAUGUCAUCACAUUCUCAAGAUGUUAAACAUGUAACUUGGCAUCCUCAUAAAGAAAUCCUGGCAUCCUGUAGUUAUGAUGAUACAAUCAAACUUUAUAAAGAGGACAAUGAUGACUGGACUUGUUUUGAUACAUUAACAUCCCAUGAUUCAACAGUAUGGAAAAUUUGUUUUGACCAAUCAGGUAGUAGAUUAGCAUCAUGUGGUGAUGAUCAAACUGUGAAAAUUUGGCAAGAAUAUGUACCGGGGAAUGAGGAAGGAGUUCUAACGAAGGGAAACGACUCUGUAUGGAAAUGUGUGUGUACAUUAAGUGGAUAUCAUGAGAGAUCUAUAUAUGAUAUCUGUUGGAAUGUUGAAACUGGACAUCUAGUCACAGCUUGUGGUGAUGAUGCUAUCCGCAUCUUUGCAGAAGACUCAUGUUCUAGUAAAAAUGAACCUAAAUUUAACCUAGUUACAACUGUAACCCAUGCACAUGCCCAAGAUGUUAAUGCUGUUGCUUGGAAUCCUAAAAUUCCUACUCUGUUGGCAUCUUGUAGUGAUGAUACAACUAUCAAGUUGUGGAGAAUCAUUGAAUAAACACAUUAAAUAUUUU